UACCUGACAGCCAGUGGGUGAAGCCUAAAGUGGUUCUGGAUGAACACCACUGGGCUAACAUCCUGGCCUAGACCUGAGACCACACAUCUAAUUAACAGAGUCAUGGGACCUAUGGCACCAGCUUCCUGCAAAAGGUCCAAAAGAGUAGCAGGAGAGUUAUUCUGGUGAAAACUAGUCAAUUAUUUUCCCUUUGUCUAGAAUCACUAGGACAGAUCACAGCCUGGGUUGUAAGGACAAGGCAGGGGCCCACUGGGGAGAGGUUUGCCUGCAGGUCAUGGCAGAGGGCUGAGGCUGCCACAGACAGGUCAGAGGAUUAGGUUUAGGACUGUACCUUGGCCUUUUAUUCAGGCUCUAUUCAAGGAAGAAGAGUUGCAGUAGAAAGCCUACUCCCAAAGGGGAAGAAAUAAGGUAAAAGGGCUCCUGGGCAACAUAGUGCUCAUCUACUCUCUCAGCCUCCCCUAUCAUUACUUGUGGGGCGGGGACUAACGGGGCACCAGGCAGGGAACUAGGUCUGUUUCCACUGCUUGCUAAAUAAAUCCUUAGAGUUCAGUUGCUCAUUUAAAAAAUUCCUCCUCCUCCCUGCUCCUCUCCCAAGCCAGCCACUUCACAUUUCUGCCUCAAAAUUACCUCUUGAAUUCAUUGUGUCCCCUCAGUUCUCACUACCACAAGAGUCGUGGCAGCUUUCAGGUCCUCUUGCCUGAGUUACUGUCACAAUACCCUGCUUCCGUUUUUCCCCUGCUCUCUUUACACACUGUAAUAAAUCUUUCUCCUAUUAAAGCUAUUCAGUGGUCAACGAUAGCCUCCAUGCCGAAACUCCAAGACCCUCCAAGAUAGCGCAACCGGCACCAUCCCCCUUCCCCCCAUCCUGCAGCUAUUCUAAAGUACUGGCUCCAGCAAGUCCCUGACACGCAUUGUGCGCUCCUACCCCUCAGUGCCUGCACAUGCUGCUCUCCUUGCCGGAAUGUCUGCCAGCCUUUUCUACUGCUUUCUAGGCUCCGGUAUCUGAACGCCUCGCCACAGCACUCUACAUUGUUAUAAUUUACUUGUCUGUCUCCCCUCAUCAGCCUGUGAUCUACCCAAAGGCAGGAUCUGAGUGUUUGAUUUCCAUUCCCCCAGCGGCCAGUGUAGUUCAGGUACUUCAAAGCCUGACCGGCAGCCAGAGGCCCCCUCCUUCGGGAAACCACAUGGGUCGGGCGCCUGAGGACAGGGGUGUGGCCAGAGGCGGGAUCAUGGGAGAUGGGCGUGGUUUGUGGGCGGGGCUCUGCUCUAGGCCGGAACCUGGGGCUCUACAGCGCCUGCGCAGAAAGGUGCGUUAAGAUGGCUGUCGCUGGAGUCCGAGGCUGUGCGGCGACGAAAUUUCAUGGAAUUAUAGUUGUUCUACUCUGCAAUGUCUCUAUUUAAAAGCCAAAGUGAAGACAGACAAGAUGAAGAACAUGAGAGAUGUCUGCAAGCCAACAACAACAAAUUCCACGGUAGUUCUGGAUAUCCGAAAAAUACCAUCAAGACCUCAAAAUACAAUGUCUUUAAUUUCCUGCCCCUGAACCUAUUUGAACAGUUCCAGAGACUUGCAAAUGCAUAUUUCCUCAUUUUGCUAAUUUUACAGUUGAUUCCCCAGAUCUCCUCCUUGGCAUGGUAUACAACUAUGGUACCCCUGAUGGUGGUGCUGUCCGUAACAGCAGUGAAAGAUGCCAUCGAUGACCUGAAAAGGCACCAAAGUGACAAUCAAGUCAACAACCGGCCUGUUCUGCUACUGGUGAAUGGCAAGAUGAAGAAGGACAAAUGGAUGAAUGUUCAAGUGGGAGAUAUAAUAAAGCUGGAAAAUAAUCAGCCUGUCACAGCAGAUAUACUAUUACUCUCUAGCAGUGAGUCAUAUAGUCUGACAUACAUAGAGACAGCAGACCUGGAUGGUGAAACAAAUCUGAAAGUAAAGCAGGCCCUCUCAGUUACUAGUGACAUGGAAGAUCACCUGGAGCUUCUGUCUGCCUUUGAUGGAGUAGUGAGAUGUGAGGCUCCCAAUAACAAACUGGACAAAUUCUCAGGAAUACUGACCUAUAAGGGGAAAAAAUACUUCCUGGACCAUGACAAUUUGCUACUUCGAGGCUGCAUCAUCAGGAAUACAGAUUGGUGCUAUGGCUUGGUGAUCUACACUGGGCCAGACACCAAAUUAAUGCAGAACAGUGGAAAGUCUACUUUUAAACGAACACAGAUAGACCAUCUCAUGAAUGUUCUUGUACUCUGGAUUUUCCUGCUUUUAGGCAUCAUAUGUUUUAUCCUAGCAGUUGGGCAUGGCAUUUGGGAAAACAAGAAAGGCUACCACUUCCAGAUUUUUCUGCCAUGGGAAAAAUAUGUCUCUUCAUCAGCUGUCUCUGCCAUCCUCAUAUUCUGGUCCUACUUCAUUAUUCUCAAUACCAUGGUACCCAUUUCCCUCUAUGUCAGUGUUGAAAUAAUAAGAUUGGGCAACAGUUUCUAUAUCAACUGGGAUCGGAAGAUGUUUUAUGCACCAAAGAAUACACCAGCACAGGCUCGUACUACCACCCUUAAUGAGGAGCUCGGCCAAGUCAAAUAUGUAUUCUCUGACAAAACAGGGACCCUGACUCAGAACAUUAUGAUUUUCAACAAAUGUUCUAUUAAUGGGAAGCUCUAUGGUGAUACUUGUGACAAGGAUGGACAGAGGGUGACAGUCUCUGAGAAAGAAAAGGUCGAUUUCUCCUUCAACAAACUGGCUGACCCUAAGUUUUCAUUUUAUGACAAGACUUUGGUGGAAGCAGUGAAAAAGGGAGAUCACUGGGUACACUUAUUUUUUCGCUCACUCUCAUUGUGUCAUACUGUGAUGUCAGAAGAAAAAGCAGAAGGCAUGCUGGUGUACCAGGCUCAGUCACCAGAUGAAGGUGCCCUGGUCACUGCUGCCAGGAACUUUGGCUUUGUGUUCCACUCCCGCACGUCUGAGACAGUCACAGUGGUCGAAAUGGGGAAAACCAGAGUCUACCAACUGCUGUCUAUUUUGGACUUCAACAAUGUGCGCAAGAGGAUGUCUGUUAUUGUGCGGACACCUGAAGAUCGGAUAAUGUUGAUUUGCAAGGGUGCAGACACCAUCAUCUGUGAACUGCUUCAUCCAUCCUGUAGUUCCCUCAAUGAUGUGACCAUGGAACAUUUAAAUGAUUAUGCCAGUGAAGGCCUUCGCACCCUAAUGGUAGCCUACCGAGAGUUGGAUGAAGCAUUCUUCCAGGACUGGAGCAGAAGGCACAGUGAAGCCUGCUUGUCUUUAGAGAACCGGGAAAGCAGAUUAUCAAAUGUCUAUGAAGAAGUUGAAAAAGACUUGAUGCUGUUAGGGGCCACAGCCAUAGAAGACAAGCUACAAGAUGGAGUACCUGAGACAAUCAUCACCCUGAACAAAGCCAAAAUUAAACUAUGGGUUUUAACUGGAGAUAAGCAAGAGACUGCUGUGAAUGUUGCCUACUCCUGUAAGAUAUUUGACGAUGAAAUGGAUGAAGUGUUCAUCGUGGAAGGCAGGGAUGAUGAGACUGUUUGGAAAGAACUCAGGACAGCAAGGGACAAGAUGAAACCCGAAUCUCUCCUGGAUUCAGACCCCAUAAACAUUUACCUCACCACGAAGCCCAAAAUGCCUUUUGAAAUACCUGAGGAGAUGGCCAAUGGCAACUAUGGCUUGAUCAUCAAUGGCUACAGUCUGGCCUAUGCUCUAGAAGGGAACCUGGAGUUGGAACUGCUGCGAACAGCGUGCAUGUGCAAGGGGGUGAUCUGCUGCCGGAUGACACCCCUUCAGAAGGCCCAGGUGGUAGAGCUGAUGAAGAAGUACAAGAAGGUGGUGAUACUGGCCAUCGGGGAUGGGGCCAAUGACGUCAGCAUGAUCAAAGCUGCCCACAUUGGGGUUGGCAUCAGUGGCCAUGAGGGGCUGCAGGCCAUGCUCAACAGUGACUUCGCCUUCUCCCAGUUCCACUGUCUUCGGCGUCUACUCUUGGUCCAUGGCCGCUGGUCUUACAAUCGCAUGUGCAAGUUUCUCAGCUACUUCUUUUAUAAGAACUUCACCUUCACCCUGGUGCACUUCUGGUAUGCCUUCUUCAAUGGGUUCUCUGCACAGACAGUUUAUGAGACCUGGUUUAUCACAUGCUACAAUCUGGUCUACACUUCCCUCCCUGUCCUGGGCAUGAGUCUGUUUGAUCAGGAUGUGAAUGACACAUGGAGCCUCCAUUUCCCAGAGCUGUAUGAGCCAGGCCAGGACAACCUCUAUUUCAACAAGAAGGAAUUUGUGAAGUGUUUAAUGCACGGGAUCUACAGUUCCUUCGUGUUAUUCUUUGUCCCCAUGGGGACUUUUUACAAUACAGAACGAAAUGAUGGCAAGGAUAUCUCCAACUGCCAGUCCUUCUCCCUGGUGGUGCAGACCUCCUUGAUCUGGGUGGUCACAAUGCAGAUUGCUUUGAGGACAACCUACUGGACAAUAAUAAACCACAUCUUCAUCUGGGGUAGCCUGGGUCUCUACUUUUGCAUGUCAUUAUUCCUGUACAGCGAUGGCUUGUGCCUGGCGUUCCCUGACGUCUUCCAAUUCCUAGGUGUGGUCAGGAACACUCUGAACCAGCCGCAAACGCUGCUGAGCAUUAUCCUCAGCGUGGUCCUCUGUAUGUUGCCUAUGAUUGGGUACCAAUUUCUUAAACCACUAUUCUGGCCUAUCAGCGUGGACAAGGUUUUUGACAGAAUUCAAGCAUGCAGACUUCCACAGCAAACCCCAGCCAAGACCAGACUGAAACAAUCGAGCUCUCGACGUUCUGCCUAUGCAUUCUCCCAUCAACAUGGCUUUGGGGCCCUCAUCACUUCUGGCAAGACAAUGAAGUCCAGGAUGUCCAAGAAAAACACCCUUUUUCAAAAAGGAAGUAACCCACACUCACUGAAGCCAAAAAUGAGAUUCCUAUGGUUAGAAGGAUGUAUCACGAUCCUGGGGAAGGAAUCCAGCUGGGUAGGCCUCCGAAAGAAGUGAAACCAGCUGCUGGAAGGUCCCAAGAACCUAGGGAGUAGUCUCUUUGUGUCUAGACUUACUCCUCUGUGUGCAGCGGACUGAUCUUCCUUCUCAGCAAACUGUUUUUCAAUGCUGUUAUAAGUA
Sapajus apella (tufted capuchin) is the source of this 5110-nucleotide messenger RNA. Its product is annotated as phospholipid-transporting ATPase FetA-like. Gene Ontology annotation, molecular function: ATP hydrolysis activity; ATP binding; magnesium ion binding. The coding region runs from base 1388 to 4987 and encodes 1199 amino acids. NCBI's taxonomy places the organism in Eukaryota, Metazoa, Chordata, Mammalia, Primates, Cebidae. Gene Ontology annotation, biological process: Golgi organization; phospholipid translocation. The transcript has 29 exons. The record is from RefSeq and is a predicted model, not a curated record. Gene Ontology annotation, cellular component: plasma membrane.